CCAUAGAUCUUAAAAAGAUAGAUUUCGGCCAUUUUCAUUCUUUUCUCUAUUCUUGCCGUCAUAUGGCGUAUAGUGUGUUCGUUUGUCCGCCAUAUUAAAUGAAAUCAAUAAAAUAAGACAAAAUGUCGCCUUACUAAGCGUGUGAAAUAAAUCCAUUAACAUCUAGUUUUUGUGUGAUUAAAUCAUCAAGAGGAUCACAAUGGAGAAUUCCUACGGUGUGGGGACCGAUAACAGAUACGCUCUUUUCUUGGACGAUGAGUCCGAUCCUCUUGAUGCGUUAAAAGCUCGAGAGCAAGCAAAAGAGCUCAAGAAAAAGACCAAAGAGGCGGAAAAAGAGAACAAGGGGAAACCUGAGGCCAAACCUAAGGGCGGCAGUGUCGUCACGAGGAAGGGCAUCAAGGAAACUCAGAACGUGAAGUCUCAAGAAAUUAAGAGUGGUGAACAACAAAAGAACAAAGGUCCACCUCGGACAAACGAUCGCAAUUCGGAGCGGCCGCCGCCUCGGCGUCGCGAGGAUCGUCCUCAGAACGGAGCCGUCGAAGGUAAGGAGGGUGCGCGACCUCCUCGCAGGGAAUUCGGUGACCGAAGGCCUAAUUUUGAGCGACGUAACUUCAACGAUAACUCUGAAGGAGGAGAACGUCGCGGUCCGAGGCCCCCACGUGAGCCGCGUGAAGGACAACGUGGUCCGCGACCGGGCUUCGAUGGCCGAGGCAAGCGUGAGUUUGACAGACGGUCAGGCUCUGACAAAACUGGCGUUAAACCGGUAGACAAGCGCGAGGGUGCCGGUCCUCACAAUUGGGGAACUAUAAAGGACGAUAUCGAUGAAUUGAACAAAACCGGAUCCGAAGGUGAAGUGGCCGAGGAGAAAGCGCCGGACGCGACCGGCGCUGGCGACGGUCAGCAAUCGGAGCCCGAGCGCGCUCCGCCCGCCGAGGAGGAGCCCCGCGAGCUCACCCUGGACGAGUACAAGGCGCUCCGUAACGCUCAACGCAUGGCUCCACAGUACAAUCUCCGGAAGGCCGGCGAAGGUGAGGAUCUUAGCCAGUGGAAGAAUCUAGUUCUGCUGGAGAAGAAGAAGGAGGGGGGCGAGGAGGACGACAGUGAUGAGGAGUACGACAUCGCUGACUACCCCCAGCGAGUCGGACGUCAGAAACGCGUGCUGGGCAUUGAGUUCACUUUCAACGACACGGCGCGGCGCGGAGGCACCGGCGGCCGCGGGCGAGGACGCGGACGCGGGCGCGGAGGGCGCGGUGGAGGGACGGGGGCCGGAGUGCCGCGCGAGGAAGCUGCACCCGAGGAGCGGCCGGCGGCCAAGAACCAGGUCGCUCCGCCGAAGGUGGACGACAGCAAGGAUUUCCCUUCACUCAGCUAGACUCGCAGUGAGUCUGUUCUUCUCCCCUUUCGAAAGUAUGAUAGAGAUACAGAUUUAAAAUUGUAUGUACCGUUAUUUUUGAAGUAAAUAUACAAAAUAUUUACAAAGGUGUGUAUUAUAUUACAUUUGAGUUUUAGUCACUUUCUUGACAUUUACAGUCUAGAAACUGGUGAUGUGCAGAGAAAUUUUAUUGAGUAAAAUUGACUUAUCCAGAGCUCCUGGUGAUGCUCUUCGGGUGUGUAAAGGAGGAGGGGGACAUGUCAACUGUUUUAAUUUUGCAUACACAUAGCGACCGUAAUGCCUAUAUAAAUCUAUGAUAACAGUAGCUUAUAUUGUAAUCACCUCUGCUUACAAUUAACUGAUGAUUUAUAACAUGAGAUGAGUUUUAAAACUUGCAGACUGUGACACAAUUUUAAAAUUAACUUUGUCACAAUUUAGUGUAGAAAUUUGUGAAAAAAAUAACCCACUGCAUUUGGUAUCACAAGUAUGUGUUGACGGAUGCAGACUUAACUGUAAAUAGUUACAUGGGCCGACACACUCAUGUUGUUGUAGGAGCAGGGGACGCAUGUUCAGUUCUCAUGAUGCUCAUCCAUCGCUGGAGAUCCUCAUUUUCUCCGACAUGGCGUCGCCUGCUCCUAUAAGGAGUGUGAUGUGUGAAGCUCCCAAAUGUUUAAAAAAUAAGGUCUUUAAUAACAAGGUUGAUUUUUGUUGUUACACAAACUUCUUGAAAAAUAAACAUUUUGUAUGUGUGAA
Messenger RNA from Danaus plexippus (monarch butterfly), 2125 nucleotides. It is a transcript of the gene VIG, whose product is annotated as SERPINE1 mRNA-binding protein 1-like. NCBI's taxonomy places the organism in Eukaryota, Metazoa, Arthropoda, Insecta, Lepidoptera, Nymphalidae. Gene Ontology annotation, molecular function: RNA binding. The transcript has a single exon. The coding region runs from base 200 to 1372 and encodes 390 amino acids. Gene Ontology annotation, cellular component: nucleus; cytoplasm. The record is from RefSeq and is a predicted model, not a curated record.